GCUGACACAUUUUGGUAGCCCGACUGGAAAACACAAUAGCCCCGGGACAUCACGCUAGCGAUUUUGCGAGCCCCGAGUAUUGAAACAACAGUAUCCACCUUAUUUUUCCCAUAAGAGCGGGUGCAGCCACUUGUAAAUUUUUUGUGUCUGGCUUUCGGUCUCAUCCACUUCCAGCUAUUUUUAGCUGCACAAAAAGCUUGUUUUGCUGCUUGACAUUGCAAACUGGUGUGUCUUACCAUAUUACUUUAAUGCAUUAUGUUAAUGAACACACUGGUUUGUAGUGCAAACUGUUAAACCAUUUACUGCACUUCGAUAUUCUUCUUGUUAUUUCCCUAUGGCGGAUUAUUAUACACAUUACCAGAAAACAGCUCACUUCCGCAUUGAAAAAUAAGGUGGAUAAAAACAGGAACACUGAGACAAAUAAAGCCAGCCACAUGAAACAUUAUGAAUAAAAAAUUACAACAUAACUGUAUUCUCCUUCAGGACUCCUGUCAUUAACUCUGAGUGACUCGGAGGCGUCAGAACAGCAAGAGUAUGUUUUGAUCCAAGAGUCUAUGUCGUGGGAAAAUGCACAGACUUACUGCAGGACAAACCACACUGACCUCGCCACCGUUCAGAGUAAUGAAAACUGGACGAGGCUGCAAGAAGCUGCGGAUGAAAAAGCCCAUUCUAGCUUUGCCUGGAUUGGACUGUACAGGAACAUUAACAACUGGUGCUGGUCUUAUGAGGAGGAGAGUCUGGUGUUCCAGUCCUGGGGUUCGGGCUACCCGGUUAACGACGCUUAUGGAAAGGAUUGUGUCGGGAUGUAUUAUGAUAGAACCUGGUUUAAUUACCUCUGCACAGAUUUAUAUUAUUUUGUGUGUUACAAUGAAAGUACAAACGCAACACAGAAAAUGGUUUUGUUUAAUACUCAGAAGACAUGGCUAGAUGCUCAGACGUUCUGCAGAGAACAUUACACAGACCUGGCUACCAUUAGGAGUCAAGAUGACAACGACCAGAUAAUCAACUUGAUAAAAUAUCUAUCGAAUCCAGUCUGGAUCGGAUUGUACAGGGAGACUUGGAAGUGGUCAAAUCAGGCCAAUAUUACUUACUCAACCAAACUCACUAUUCAGACAUUUAGCAGCCAAAACUGUGCUGGUGCAAAUAUUAAUCAACGUACUAUUUCUGAUAGCUCGUGCGCUACGGAAAACUACUUCUACUGUAGCACAGUCAGGAUGAAGAGGCAGGUGAUCCGAGUGCAGGUGAAAUCCGGUCAGAAUGUGGAUGAAGCUACACUGAAGGCGCUCGUCUUAAACGAGUUGAAGCAGAUGCUGAACAAUGAGGACGUCACACUGACAUGGAGGACGCAACCCAACGGGAAAGUCUUCCAGAAGGACAAGACUGUACGGAAACAUAGCGAAACCAACACUACUGUUUGUCCUUCUUUUAAAUAAUUUAAGCUAAAUUUCACUUCAAUUUAUUCUUAAUUACAAAUAUCUAAAUUAUUAUAUUAACAAUUUGGUAACAGUUUUUAAGGUUUUAUUACUUAAUCCACAAUGUUUCCUGCGACGGAAACAUCAUUAAUAAAUUUUUUUUGAUACUUUUUGCAUUUUGGCAGUGUGCGGGAUUUCUUUCAGUUUUGACCUUUUUGGUCUUGAUCCUUAUGCACCUACAGGUGUGCGGAGUUUAAUUGUUAAUUGACUUAAGGUUUUAUUAGUUAACAUGAACUGAGACUGAAGUACUUUUACAGCAUAUAUUAUCUUCAUGAGUUCAUGUUAAUUUUAACCUUUACUAAAUUACUAUUAACAUCACAAGUUAACAAUGAGUGACUGUAUUUUUUAUUAACUAACAUUAACUAAUGGAACCUUGUUGUAAAGUGUUACCACCAAUUUAUAGUAAAUCAAAAAACAGUUAUAUUUGUAACCCCUC
This is a messenger RNA of Labeo rohita (rohu), 1908 nucleotides long. RefSeq lists its product as uncharacterized. NCBI's taxonomy places the organism in Eukaryota, Metazoa, Chordata, Actinopteri, Cypriniformes, Cyprinidae. Bases 555 to 1433 code for a protein of 292 amino acids. The record is from RefSeq and is a predicted model, not a curated record. The transcript is spliced from 4 exons.